ACCAAUUCUUAAACCUCACAAAGCCACUCCAGAUGGAGCUCCCAAAGCCCUUUCCCCGCCUUGUAACGGCUUUGCUAGCCGUGGCCGCAGUCCUAAUCAUGCCCGCGUGCGCCCAAAUUAGCACGCCCUGCAACGCCUCGAUGAUUUCUAGCUUCAGGCCUUGCAUAAACUUUGUGACAAAUAGCAGUGCCAACGGCACUUCCCCAACUUCAGACUGUUGCAAUGCUCUUAAAACUAUGACCGGCUCAGGAAUGGAUUGCCUGUGCCUCAUUGCCACCGGAAGCGUUCCUUUCCAAGUCCCGAUCAACCGUACCCUCGCCAUCUCCCUCCCUAGAGCCUGCAACAUGCCCGGCGUCCCUGUCCAGUGCAAAUCAACUGGUGCACCACUUCCUGCCCCAGGUCCUGCAUUUCUUGGGCCAACUCUCUCUCCUGGAGCUUCACCAUCUGCUACUCCUACUAGUCCUGCAGCCUCUGCUGUCCCCGACCCCAUUUCGCCCGCACUCUCCCCCGAAUCCGACACGACACCACUCUUAACUCCUCCAUCAACAACAGGAGGCACCAACACUCCAACAGAAACUACAGGAAGCCGCUCAUCGCUGACUCCGUCGGCUGCAGCGCCUUCUUAUGGCCUCUCAGCCUCUGUUUUGCUCUUGGCAAUGGGGGGGUCAGUGAUCAUGUUCUACUAGGUUUGCUAUCACAUUAUGGACCACAUCAUAUCUAGUGAUUUGAAGAUUAUUUUAGAGAUUCUUUGGGGAUUUACAAGUAUUGCUUUUGGGUGAUCGUUUGUUAGAAUGGCAAUGCCUUUGU
Messenger RNA from Morus notabilis, 807 nucleotides. RefSeq names its product non-specific lipid-transfer protein-like protein At2g13820. The transcript is spliced from 4 exons. NCBI's taxonomy places the organism in Eukaryota, Viridiplantae, Streptophyta, Magnoliopsida, Rosales, Moraceae. Bases 33 to 686 code for a protein of 217 amino acids. The record is from RefSeq and is a predicted model, not a curated record.